Messenger RNA from Phaeoacremonium minimum UCRPA7, 2109 nucleotides. Its product is annotated as putative glutamine-dependent nad(+) synthetase protein. Gene Ontology annotation, molecular function: ATP binding; NAD+ synthase (glutamine-hydrolyzing) activity; glutaminase activity. Gene Ontology annotation, cellular component: cytoplasm. Bases 1 to 2109 code for a protein of 702 amino acids. Gene Ontology annotation, biological process: NAD+ biosynthetic process. Lineage: Eukaryota; Fungi; Ascomycota; Sordariomycetes; Togniniales; Togniniaceae. The record is from RefSeq and is a predicted model, not a curated record. The transcript has 5 exons.
AUGUUCGCUCAACCAUUUGAAGGCAACACAGCUCGUAUCAUCGAGAGUAUACACAAGGCCAAAGAAGCCGGCGCAAGACUACGAGUUGGUCCUGAGCUGGAAAUAUGUGGUUAUGGAUGUCUAGACCAUCUCAUCGAGCAGGACCUGUACCUGCAUUCCUACGAGAUGCUGCACAGAAUCCUGCUCGACAAGAGCUGCUAUGGCAUCUUGCUGGAUAUCGGCAUGCCGGUACAGCACCGCAACCAGCGCUUUAACUGCCGUGUUCUCUGCCUGGACGGUAAGAUUCUUAUGAUCCGUCCAAAGAUGUGGCUUGCAAACGACGGCAACUACCGAGAGAUGCGCCACUUCACCCCCUGGAUGCAUCCCAGGCAGACCGAGCAGUUCCAUCUCCCGCGGAUGCUGCAAGAGGUCCAGGGCACAACGCACGUCGUCUUUGGAGAUGCCGUCGUGUCGACGCCCGAUACCUGCUUCGGAGCGGAGACAUGUGAAGAGCUCUUCACGCCCAACGCACCGCAUAUCGCCAUGAGUCUCGAUGGUGUAGAGAUCAUCACCAACAGCAGCGGCUCACACUUCACUCUCCAGAAACUUGAUACACGUCUUCAGUUGAUCAUGGAGGCGACAAGGAAGUGCGGAGGGAUUUACCUCUACGCCAACCAGCAAGGUUGUGACGGCGACAGACUGUACUAUGAUGGCAGUGCCAUGAUUCUGGUGAAUGGCGACGUCGUUGCCCAGGGUUCACAAUUCAGCCUCAACGACGUAGAAGUCAUCACUGCUACGAUUGACCUAGAAGAAGUAAGGGCAUACAGAUCCUCCAUCUCUCGAGGCCUCCAGGCGGCCACGUCUGAUGCCAAAUACCAAAGAAUUCAAACGUCGUUUGAGCUGAGCACCGAGAACGAGGAUACGGACGUCGAGAUACGGCCGACCCUGCCCAUCAAACCGAGGAUUCAUUCAGUUGAAGAAGAGAUUGCCUUAUGUGCUGGCUGUUACCUCUGGGACUAUCUACGAAGGUCGGGCACAGCUGGGUACCUGGUGCCCCUGAGCGGCGGUAUCGAUUCCUGCGCCACAGCUGUCAUCGUCUAUUCAAUGUGCCGCAUUGUAAUUCAAGCUCUGGAGGAUGGAAACGAGCAAGUGAUCGAAGAUGUGAAGCGAAUCGCCAGAUACGAUGGCGAGGAUGUCCUUCCCAAGACUCCCCAAGCACUCUGCAAUCAGAUCUUCACCACAAUAUACAUGGGUAUGAAAACACAGAGCUCUAAAGAGACGCGGCAACGGGCAAGAGACCUUGGCGAGGCGAUCGGCAGCUAUCAUAUUAAUCUUGAUAUCGACGAAGUAUAUCAAGCUCAGAAGAACCUCGUCAUAAACGCGAUCAACUUCGAGCCGAAAUUCAAGGUUGAAGGCGGAACUCAGCAGGAGAAUCUGACCCUACAGUGCAUACAGGCGCGUAUUCGUAUGGUUACAGCUUACGAAUUUGGCCAGAUCCUACCGACAGCUCGCAACAGACCUGGAGGAGGAAGCCUUCUCGUUCUGGGCAGUGCCAAUGUCGGAGAAUCUCUAAGAGGAUACCUGACCAAGUACGACUGUUCGAGCGCAGACAUCAAUCCCAUCGGAUCCAUUGAUAAGGCUGAUCUGAAGCGCUUCAUCGCCUGGGCUGAAGUAAACUUCGAUCUACCCUGUCUUCACGAUUUUUUGACGGCUGUCCCGACUGCUGAGCUGGAGCCUAUCACCGAGACUUAUGUUCAAAGCGACGAAGCGGACAUGGGCAUGACAUAUCAGGAGCUGACUAUAUUUGGAAGGCUGCGAAAGGUCAACAAGCUUGGCCCAUACGGAAUGUUCCAGAGGCUGGUUCAUGACUGGAGUGCAGAUCGUGAGCGUAGCCCCGAGGAUGAUGAUCCCGCCUACGAACCAGCACAGAUCGCGGAGAAAGUGAAGAAAUUCUUCCAUUUUUACGCCAUCAAUAGACAUAAGAUGACGACACUAACACCAGCAUUGUUUGACCUGAGACCGUUCCUUUAUCCGAGCUUCUGGAAGAGCUGGGGUUUCAAGAAGAUCGACUGGGAACUCGAGAAGAUUGAGAAGCGUAAGGCGAAGAAGGCCGCCGAGCGUGGCUCAUAG